Molecule: messenger RNA, 1211 nt
Organism: Grus americana (Whooping crane)
Lineage: Eukaryota; Metazoa; Chordata; Aves; Gruiformes; Gruidae
Exons: 3
Coding region: 23-754 (243 amino acids)
Source: RefSeq, a predicted model, not a curated record
GGAGGGGCGGCCGGCGCGUACGAUGACGGCGGCGCCGUCGCCGCCGCUGCUGCCCGCCCGCCGCUGCGCUACUGGCGUAAGCGCGCUUCGUGAAUCCCGCCUGCGUAGGGCGCGGGCGCGGCCUGAGGGGACACCCCCACCCCCCCCCGCGCGGGUUCCGCCGCCGCUACGCAAACUGCGGAGCGCCCCGGCGGCCCGCUCCCCUCGCCCGGCCGUGCCUUACGCACUUGGCGUAAGGCGCGGCCCCGGUGGAGCGGGUCACCGGCGUCCCCUUACGCCAGCGGCGCAGGCGGGGGCUCGGGCCGUGGCUGGAGCGCACGAAGUUGGCGUAGACGGGCUCUGUGAAUACGAGAAGGGGGGCUCCCGCUGCGGGGCGGGGGCCAGGCCGAGGAUGCGCGGCCAUGGCAGGUGCAGACCCGCUGCACCGGAGCCCCGCACCAUCCCUGAACAGCGAGACGGCGGCGGUGCCAUGGCCGUGGAGGAUGCUGCCAGGCAGGCUGAUAACCUCGGGUCUGCAGUUGUUCCUGCUCCUGUCGGGGAUGUGUGCCCUCGAGAUAGUGCCGAGCUCUCAGCCGGACCCCUCCUGGGAGCUGAGGGGGUGUCGGGGCCUUGCUACGGGGCAGUCAGCGUGGUCAGGAUAAGGCAAAGCCGUGGGCUUGAUGCCCAGCCCAAGUGCCGCCGGCAGAGUCGCUUCUUCAGCCUUCUCUACCUUUUGCCUCUCUCCCCCUGCCUUUAUGGGGAUGGCGGCGAUUAACGGCUCGGCUCCGGGCUGGUCUUCGUUUCCUUGGGCGCUUGCUCAGUCUGUGGGGCAAGGAGCUGUCGUCGCUGGACUUACGCUUUGUUCCCAUCCUCUCCUGCCCCUUGAGCUCAGCUCACGGCGGCUGCUUCUUUCUCCAUCUAUGAAACGCAUCACACGACGGGGUUCCCAUCCUGGCUGGGGCGGAUGCUGUAAUAUUAACAAUAGCAGCCUUCCUGUGACGUCAUUCCAUCCUGACACGGGCCGGCGUGCAUCUUCCAGGGACAGACCGGCGACGGCUCUUCCACGGUGCCUACGUGAACCGUAACGUGCCCAAAAAAACCAGCCAGGCGGUUUUUCUGAUGUUUCAGGCUUUUUUUAUUGUGGCGUCAUAGUUGCUGCGGUGACACACCGGCAGUUCCCUUUCUCUGUAGAAAAGCGUCAUUUGAAAGCGCCGCCCGAGUUCCCCGCCGUC